AUGGAUUUAAAAGAAUAUUUUCCCGAGAGUAUCUCCGUCAUUCAUCCCGAUGAUUCGCACCAUGAAUUAUGUCCCAAUCAUAUCGAACAGAUGCCUGAAAGAAUGCGAUUUGUGGGGAGAAAAUUGCGCGGAAGAGAUCCUCCACUACUUCCGACAAUUGUCGAAGCAACUUCAUCAACCGACUUGCAUAAUGUUAAUCGAUUCCCAAUCAAUUGUAUGAUUUGCUACAAGACCAUAAUUCCAGCAAUGAAUGGCGCAAUGGAAGAUUAUUUCAAACCGUGUGCUUGCCCUUUGCUGUAUGCCCACAAUUCGUGUGCGCUGAGAACUGAAAACUUCAUAGGAAGUAGAUGUGGACGGUGUCACGAGGCGAAUUUGCCAAAAUUGAGCAGGAGAACCUCGGCGAGCAGCAGAAUGAACUUCUCGCCGUCCCGACAACUCGCGGGUUCUGAUAAACGUUUAAUUUUUGAUUCGUAUUUCACAUCAGCUGGAAUAUGUGCGUUGUGCCAGAAUUCAAAAUUUCGAAAUCCUCAAAUAGGAGAGAAAUUUGAUGCAAAAUUCGUCCGGCCGUGCUUUUGCGGCUAUCUCGCUCAUCAUGGAUGUCUUGUUGAACAGCUUAAAACAGAAACCAGCUGUGGUGAAUGCGGUGUGAAAUUUCGGUUUCUUAAAUAUGGUUCUAUAAUCGACUUCUUCAAGCGUUAUUACUUCCAGUAUUUUGCGCUUAUAGUAUUUUUCGCGGUUUUGACUGUAUUUUUCUACAUGGCUCUCUCAAGAUCAAUUCUUUUCACAAACCGCAUCUCUUUUAACGAUAUACUAUUAUUCGUGAUAUCGAUGCUCUUUUUUGUUGUUAUCAUCUCUAUAGUCAUUUGUUUGGUCCGUUAUACCAUCAAUACAAGAAUCCCACGAUUCCAAGCGAGAUACGGCCGAGUCACCGUAUUGUCAUAUGAUCCUGACGCAUCAUCCAAGAAAGAUUUAAAAAAGAUGAUUAAAACUUCGAGAAUAUUGGCCGGAAUUGAUACAAGCAUCCAUAUGGAGGAUGUACGAAUGGCUGACGAUUUUGAUAACUCGAUUGAUGUCCGAACAGACGAUCUCACACUCGGCCAAUGCAUGUUUGGCGUCUACGCCACUCACCAUUCAUCUUCUACCCCAAUAAAGGAUAUCCAAGAUAAAUUCAUCUUCGAAGCUUCUUCGGCUGCUGAAUCGCCGAAAACCGACGAGCAGAAAGAAGGAGUCGAUGAAAAAACGGAAUUAGUGAAAGAUCAACAAGAACAACAAGCUUAA
Molecule: messenger RNA, 1278 nt
Organism: Caenorhabditis bovis
Lineage: Eukaryota; Metazoa; Nematoda; Chromadorea; Rhabditida; Rhabditidae
Source: the annotation of a GenBank genome assembly